AUGGACGUACCUACGAUUCUUACACCCCCGACACCUACACGGUCCUCGUCGCCAGAUCCUGCUCGACAGCUCUCCCGUUCUCCGCGCCCGUAUCGCCGCACAACUCUCCCCUCGAGUACGCCGCGUCCAUCAGCCGCAUCGAGCUCGCGAAGGGCCACAUACCUACCUUCGCCGCUUCCAACGCCGGAUAUCUCGCGCGCGCCGUCGCCACUACCUGGAGCGCGACGGAGACGAAAGGAAAGGUUGAGCGCAGGCGGAUCAGAGUCGGGAACUGAAGCGGACGAUGAGUUGACGAAGAGGUUGCCGGCGCCGCCGGGGAAGCGAAAACGAACUCUCUCGGAGGAGGAUACGUAUUAUGGAGAGGUGGAGGAGGAAGCGGAUGACCUAGACGGAAGAGGAAGAAGGAGGAAAAGAAGGGUAGAUGAAGAGAAUGGAGAGCGCAGGAGAAAAAGAAAAAGAAUUGUGUUUGUGAGGAGAGGAAUUGAAGUUGCGCUCAUGGGAAUGUUGGCGGGGGUGGUGGUUUAUGAUGGUGGUAGAGGAAAGGUGUGGAAGGAGAUUUUGGCGUGGAAGAUAGUUUUUGUCUCAAUUCUAGCUUUAUUUCCACUACAGAUUCUCUUAAGAAGUCUUCCCUUCGAGCUUCCUCAGUCUCUUGAUCCAGCACCGCUUCUUUAUCCUAUACUAUUUCCGAUUUUAGUUUCUCUUUCUCUCACUGAAGUCGGCGCUCCCGGGAGAAAUCAGUAUAUCCUCGCAAAUAUCAUACUUUCUCUUUCUUCCAUUCCUCCGAGCUUCCUAUCAUUUCCCGAUCUUCACUGGGUGCUUUCUCUCGUUCCACUUGUUCUUCGUCAACAUCUUUCUUCUGAAUUCACCCCCAGCGAUACAUACCCAUUCCUCCCUCCACUACAACACACACUUGUUGCAGUAUUAAACAACCUUUUAGAACCAUCCCUCACACAGACGGAAAUCCGUCUCAUUUCAGUAGCGCUCAUCAAUUUACUCCUUUAUGCGUCUACCCCUCAAGCCAUAAUUCUCAAAUCUAUUCUUUGGGGCGGAGGUCUUGCCACUCUAGUAAGCUGCUCCGACAUCAUUAAAUUCAAUAUCGACCUCGCCCGCGUACCUACCAACCGUCUUUUUCGGCGCGCCGGCAACACUGUCAUUACCAUCGCCCGCCUCCGAAAGCUUGCCUCAGCGCUCAGGCCCAAGGGCCAGGCCUCCGACAGCGAAACUGAAAUCGAACCCCUUCUUAUCCCCAAAGUCCCAGGUCGACCUCGUGCUAAAAGCAGAUCUAAUGUCUCCUAUUAUGCCACAUUAACACCUUCUCAAUACCGCCUUAGAAAAUGGGGCUAUCCACUUUUCGUAUAUACCAGCAUAUUCGCCACAGUAAUGCUAGGCCUACGGCCUUAUAUCGCACUACACGCUCUUGACGGUCUUGAUCCGUUUCUCUGGGCACCCAGCUACCUCCUCUGUGGCCAGCCCUUCUAUCAAUCCUUCGUUGAUACUUUCUCCCCGGGUACUGGCUACUGCGUCACCACCGGCUCCGCCGCUGCUGCGAAUCUCCGCCUCUCAAUUAUAGCCCUAUGGGCACUCAUCAUUGCCAUCGGAAUCACACUCGUCACAGCGCUAUCCCCUUAUGUACAAGUCGACACCCGCCGCAAGGUCUUUCAUGGCAUGGUUGUCGUCAUGUUUCUCAUUCCUGGAGUCCUCGACCCGCAAUUCACGCACCUAUGUCUCUCCCUUGCCCUUGGCGCCUUUAUAAUCCUGGACAUUGUCCGCGCUGGCCAGCUCCCUCCUGCCUCUAGAUUCAUUGCAAGGUUCCUACAGCCUUUUGUCGACGGACGCGAUCUCAAAGGGCCCGUCGUCGUCUCCCAUGUUUUCCUCCUCCUGGGCUGUGGCGCAGGAUGGUGGCUGACCCUCGCUGCAACCCCAGAAGGAGAUCCGUGGGACUGGAGCAACAGAACCACGAGCUUGGCAUUUGUCUCUGGUGUUGUAUCUGUGGGACUCGGCGACGCAGCGGCAUCGCUGAUAGGACGUAGGUUCGGACGUACCAAGUGGGGAUGGAGAGGCGGCAAGAGUAUCGAAGGGAGCCUGGCGUUUAUGACUGUCGUCGCAGCAGGAAUAGCAGUAGGAAGAUGGUGGAUUGGUGCCGGAACAUCGGGCUGUGGGCGCUGUGGGCCACUACAGCUGCAAUGGGAGUGGGAGGUUUGCGCAAAGAUUGUUGCGGUGGGGGCGUGGGGUAGUAUGGUGGAGGCGGUGGUCACUGGUGUUAAUGAUAAUGUGGUGGUGCCGGUGGGUGCUUGGAUAUUGGUUAUUGGAUUGGGUAUUUAG
Morchella sextelata is the source of this 2322-nucleotide messenger RNA. RefSeq lists its product as uncharacterized. Gene Ontology annotation, cellular component: endoplasmic reticulum membrane. Lineage: Eukaryota; Fungi; Ascomycota; Pezizomycetes; Pezizales; Morchellaceae. Gene Ontology annotation, biological process: dolichyl monophosphate biosynthetic process. Gene Ontology annotation, molecular function: dolichol kinase activity. The record is from RefSeq and is a predicted model, not a curated record. The transcript is spliced from 2 exons. Bases 1 to 2322 code for a protein of 773 amino acids.